GGUCAUAGCGAGGGCUACGGAGGCGCGGAUGGCCAGCGGUUGGGUGGGUCUGUCACGGGGCUUCCAAAGGACUAUAUUAAUAACGCAACGUUUCCCGAAAUCUGUCGUGCACCCACGGAAUUAUAUAUCGCGUCCCAGGAGAGCGCCAGGGACAAACCCAGGCCUAUAGGCUGGUCGCAGACGUGAGAGCAGAGCGAGGAGAGUGUGUGGAGCGAGAGGUUUGAGAAAGCUUGCGUCAGUGAGCUCCAUGAAUCACCCAAGGAGACAAUAACAAGAGCGACCAGGGCGGUGUAUGUGGUGUGAUUCACCAUGUCUAAAGAGUACGACCACCUCUUCAAGUUACUCAUCAUAGGAGACUCGGGUGUUGGGAAGAGUUCUCUACUUCUAAGGUUUGCAGACAACACGUUUACGGGCAACUACAUAACGACGAUUGGCGUAGACUUCAAGAUCCGCACACUAGAGGUAGAUGGGGAGAGAGUAAAAUUACAAAUCUGGGACACCGCAGGACAAGAACGCUUCAGAACCAUCACUUCCACGUAUUAUCGAGGAACCCACGGAGUAAUAGUGGUAUACGAUGUAACCAAUGGGGAGAGCUUUGCUAAUGUCAAGCGCUGGCUGCACGAAAUUGAGCAAAAUUGUGAAGUAGUCAACAGAAUAUUAGUUGUGGGAAACAAAAAUGAUUGUCCUGAUAGGAAGGUUGUAUUGUAUGAAGAUGCCAAACGUUUCGCUGAUCAAAUGAAUAUUAAGCUCUUUGAAACUAGUGCGAAGGACAAUAUCAACGUGGAAGAGAUGUUCACAUUGAUGACAAAGAUGGUAUUACAAACUAAAAAGGAACAGAAAGACCGACAGACAAACACAAACGAUCCAGUGCGUCUCCAUAAUCCUAAAAAAGGCAAAGGAAAACAGAAAUGCUGCUAGCAAACAUAAGAUGGUGCUGUCAGAGGAUAACCGAGGGCGUGAGGCACUUCACCCCACAAGUGUCUUGGAGAUAUAUUAGCUUCUUUCAAUUAUAAUUAAUGUGUGAGAGGAGAGAGUUUUUGAUAGUUAUAAAUUACUGUACCAAGUGUAUGUGCUUGUGUGUGUGUUGUCAGAGAACUAUAUGAGAGUUAUUAAUAUAAUUUUUUUUUUUGCAAAGGAAUUUUUGUCAAAAGUCUAAAGCCAAAAAGUAUUUUAUCAUUACAGCAUGUUAUUAACUGCCUCUUUUACUACUGCCUUCUCAUGUUAAGAGGACAGUGUGGCUUCAUGAGCCCAGAAGUUGUUUAAAGAUUUGUGAUAUAUUAGCAUGAAUUACUUAUCAGGUGUAAUAAUGUCUUCAAAUUUUACUUUGAAACAUGAAAGUUUGUCUUGAGUGGUUUUUAUCUUCUUUUUUUUCUGGAUAGAAUGGUAAGAUACUUUUGUGUGGAUAAAGAAUAUGCUGAAAGAAGGACAUUUAGCUUUAUAGAACCUUUAUAUUUUCCAUUUUUGCCUUAAUAAUAUGACUGACAAGACACUGAUGACAUUGUACAAAGCCCCGCUGUAUUUUUUGUGAAUGGAAGUGAAGGUUGGCUUAUGUGGUUAGUUGAGAAGGUGAUGCAGUGCAUCUCAUUUUUAAAUACACAAAGAUUGAUAUAAGAUACAAAUAUUAUAAAUUAUAAAUUUAACCUCUUGUUAUUGACGUUGAAAAAAACGGACAAUAGUAAUAUAUAAAAUGUGUAAGCUAUUUUAAUGGGAGCAUAUUAUUUUCCUAACAUUUGGGAUAGAGGAGCAUUCUGCAUGGUUUCUAAUGAAGUUCAAUACUCUACCCAUAAGGUAAACACUUGUACAGCAAUGGUGAUAAAUGCCGUAUUUUGAUAGCGAAUGAUUGCCUAUGCACAACAUUGUGUUUGUGAUGUCUUUGAAUAUCUCUUGUAAUAUUAUUAUUAUUGUGGCUACUGUAUGUAUUGCAGUAGGACCGAGUUUAGGUUGUUUCUUAAAUGUUUUGUAUUUAAAGAUUCUUGCACAAUAUUCCAUUUUUCAUAAUGCACUAGCCAGUUACAUAUCCCUUUAAAGGCAUGCACUAUAUAUAUAUAUAUAUUUUUUUUCACUUAUUAUCCUGUGAACUGACCUUGAGAUGAAAGGCAAAUCUGCUGGUUUAGUCAAUCGUAUUUUAAAUUUUUGAGUUUGCAUUUCAAAUAUGUGUGUGUAAAUCUUGAAAAACCAACCACCCUAUUUGGAAGAGUUUCAGUAUUUUGUCUUGAUUUUUCUUUGUAUCAGAAAGUGAGCAAGUCUGUGUUUGUAAUCAUUCCUGCUUCUCUACUCAUGUCAUAUGCUUGUAGUUUAAAUCUGAAUUCAUCCAAUGGGACAUCAGUACUCAUGCCAGCUUCCUGUGUCAUCUUUUAGGUGUCAUCUUCAUCAUCACUAGAAUACUAACUUCUGUAUCAUGUACGAAAUCAUCUUUAGCAUGGACUGUAUACUGACCCUCUUAGCUCAUCGUCAUCCUGUAUGUGUUACCUAUAUUCAGUAUCAUUAGGACAUCUUCCUGAACGUUGUAUCUCAAUACAUGUGCCAGCUGCCCGUGUCUCAUCCUGGACACAACACUGGAAUGCCACCUGUUAAAUUCUAUCCAAUAUGCCAUUUUUCACUCACUCAUACAUCCUGGAUCUUCUUGCUUUCAUACCACUCUUCUGCAUCAGUCAUUUAUCCAUGCCUGCACAAUUAAUAAAUUUUGAAAGUGCUGUAAUGGUAGAGUAGUUUAGAAAAGUGUAUAUUGCAUAGUUGUUAUAAUUUUAAACUGUGACGCUUACAUAAACUAGGUAUUAAAAAAAGACGUCUAGAUCUCUAUUGUGUAACAGUCAAUUGAGAGCUACAUGUGUGGUCAGGUAUUUACUUGAGAAAGCUGGCUGUUACUGGCUCAAUACUCAAAGGUUAGGUGGCUUGAGGUCCCUUUUGAAGCAUUUUGUCAAGGAUGUAAGGAUUGACUGAUUUAUCAUGACAGUUUUGGGUUCACAGUUAUGGUGUUUAGUGCUUUCAAUGCCUCACUAUAGGAAUGACAUGUGAAGCUUGUUAUGUGUAUUAAUUUGAAUAUUCUGAACCUAUGCUAAAUAUGAUCAUAGGCUUGAACAAAUUAUCAUGAAUCUUCAAGCAUAGCAAUGUACAGUUUUACUGCAGUGGCACAUCUAUUUCCUAGUAAUAAUUUGGGGGAAUUUUGUUUCACUUGUUCAUGUAUCUGAUUAAUUUCUUGGGAGCCUGUGGAUGGAAUUGUAACUACAGUAUAGAAGUAGUAGAGGAUGUUCAAAUCUCUCAAUGAGAAUGAUUUCAUUAGUCAUAUUUACACUGCAGUACAGUAUCAUUUUAGUUAUCCUCCACUCAUGUUUCUUACUCAAACCUUUAAAAAUAAUAAUUCAACGCAUGUAUAUUGUAAAUACAUAUACUGUAUAAGGAUGGAGAGGUAUGAAAAGGUGAUGGGUUGAUCGCAACAGUCAGCGAGGGAUAGAAAACAAAGUUGGGAAAAAGAAUAUAUGGUACUGUAGUGGAAGUGAAUGCCGGUGAAGAGAGUGAAAUCUUGGGAGUGUUAGAGAUGUACAUGUUUGGCUUGUAGUAAAUUUGACUAACAUUUGGGUCUUGUUCAGAUAAUGAUAGUAUGUGUUGGAUGAAUGUAAACUUUGAUGAUAAUUAGGACGGUAUUAAAGAGGCAAAAACUUUUAUAAAGUAAAGGGUUUGGCGAGUCUUCGGUGAUUUUUCUGUGUUUAAGAGGGCAAGAUGUCUCGGAAAUUAAUGGGAGUAACUACUGUUCCAUUUUAGUUACAGCAGAGUACCUAAUUUGACUGUGGAAAAUUUAGAUAUUGGCAUUAGGAGUAUGGGGAGUAAGAUUGAUGUUAGUGACAAUUUGAGGCCUGGGAAUCUUUAAAAUUCAUAAGAGGAGACAAGUGACUAUGAAGGGAAUGACGGUAGGGAUCAAGUGUUUUGUGUUAAUGAUUUGAAUAAAUGAAACUAGAGAAAUAAGCUUCAACAGGUUUUAUGGAGUUGGAUAAAGGUUAUGACAAGAGGUAGAGUUAUGCGAGCAUGUAGGUUGGAGAGAGAGAUUGUUGAAGUAGGCUAAAGGUGCCUGCAGUGAAAUGAGGAAUGUUACGUAACUAGUAGAGUUGAGUAAUUAAUUAGAAAAAAAAAGUUGGGUGGGGAGGGGGAGUUGAGGAAUCUUCAAACGGAUAGUGAAGAGGUAUACAACAGUUCAGGAUAUAAAGAUGGACGGAGGUAACAAAAAAAAGAUACCAGUUGUUGUUUAUAAAUGAGCAUAAUUAAAAUGAAUAAUUGCACAAGCAAAAUAAAAGGUCAUUUAGAGCAAAGUGGAGAGAGAAAUGGGUGAGAUGAGUAUCAGUGUGGUGGAGUUUAGGAGGUCGAGAUGUUGAAGGAUAUCCAGAAGGGAACUGUAACUACUACCUUCCAAAUUAGAGGGAAAUAGUUCAGAACUAAUUUUACAAUUUCUCUCUUGUUUCUUUUAAUUUCUCCGGUACUUAAAUAUUAUUAUCUCUCGUCACUUAGUCUGUACUUUAUCCAUUGUUUAUACAGAUAUAGUUAAGAUAUCAAAACAUUGAUAUUGCUCUGUGUCUUUGCUUCAUUUAGUGCAUGCUUGUGAUAGAAAAUAUUAAAAAUAUUGUACAGUCCCCAACUUUGGUAGCAAUGAGAGUACUUUAUGAGAUUUAAUUUGCUCUAUAAUUUAGCUAGAAAGUUAACCAUAAUGAAAAAAAUAAUUUUUCAUCUCCAAAUCAUUACAUAAGUAUUAGUUCUCACAGCAUAACACACACAUUCUUGCUUUAGUUUGUUAUAGAAGAAUGACUAAUACACGGCUGUUUCUUAAAAACAAAAACAAAAAACAGUUGAUUUCAUAGUUUUGGAAGUGAAAACUGUUUCUAAUUCAUACAAAAAAAUAUUACUGUAGGUUACCAGUCUCCGAGUCUUGCAUUAUUUACUAACUUUUGAUUAUUACUCUCAUUUAACUUAGAAUUUCUUAAUUUAUUGUACCUUCAUGCAAAUUAAUUUACUCUUGUAAUGGCAUCCAAAGUGAUAUUUAGAACUUUUAAAAAUAUCCCACAACAUAGUUGGUACUAAAUAGUGGUUUGGUGCCUUCUCUCGAUAAUUACUUAGUGUAUGCAAAUUAAACUGUUUAACUAUGUAGCACAAAGCCAUAAUCUAUUGCAGCCUCGAGGGUUACCUCAGCAGUCAUACAUGAGAGCGAGACAAAGGUAGAGUGUGGAAAUGGCAAAUGUUCUACAAAAAGGAACAGUUUCAAAAAUAAAAAGCAGAUUAUCUUUGAUAAUGCUUUGAAUUUCCCAUUCAUAAACCAGAAGCUGAGUUACAUGACUAGGAUGGUUUAGAGGGACAUUACUUAGUUGUAAACCUUUGACUAGGGGCGAGGCAAGCUUAUCUCGUGACAGGCUGCAGCUUGCACUCAGUAUAAUGCCCCUAACAAAAUCUCUACAGUGCAAGUGAUGUCACCUUCAAUCGGUAAUUUAAAUGUCAAUGAAAUUUGAUGUUUUUUUUGUAAAUGUGACCAAAUAAGAAUCAUCAUUUAUGGGGGGAGGGGACAUUUUGUGCAAUCGUACUUGAAGAGAAAUAGCUUUUCAAAAAUAAAAAAUUAUUAUCUUUGACUAUAUGCACAUUAUACAUUACUGUACUAUAAAAAUAAUAAUGACUUCUUAUGGAAACUAAACUUCAAGUUAUUCAGUUUAAAUUAUUACAAGGUAAUUUAAAAAUUUUAUCCAAAGUUUUGAAUAUAUUUUUAAUGUAAUUUUUUAAUGAAUGACAAAUUCUCAGUAAAUAUAAUAUAUUGUGAAGCUUGUUGCAUGUAUCUAUUCAGAGUUGCUCUUCCAUCACAAGCAAGCCUAUUCUGCUAGUGACUUUGUAACCCUUUAUUUGUUUAUCUGUUAAGUGAUCUUGCAGCCUCGGCUUCCAAAAUGCUAUCUCAAAUACUAUAAUCUUAAACUGCUUAUGUUGCUGCGGUAAGAUCAGGGUCUCAUUUUUUUUCCUCGUUACCAAACAAGGAUUUGUGGAAGGUUGGCAUCCAUGGUGUGAAGAGUUUGUGGAAGGCUCGUAUCCAUGUUAUGAAUGGUUUGUAGAAGGUUGGUAUCCAUGGAGUGAAGUGUUUGUGGAAGGGUUGGUAUCCAUGGAGUGCAAGGUUUGUAGAAGGUUGGUAUCCAUGUUUUGAUCACAGCUGGCGCAUUCAUUCCUUUUUUGGAAACCGACAUCGUGCUCAAUCUAAAGUUAUGUGUAAUAAGUCAAAUAAAAGAGAAUGAGUGCUAGGGUGUCUAAUUAUGAUUCCUGUUGAUGGUGUGAUGUUAAUUUAGGUUUUUGUAUUUGGUGUCAGAAAGUUAAAAUGUUCGAAAUAAUUUUUUUUUAUUAAUCUGAAUGUCGAGUCUGUAUGGUGUAUGUGAUUCUUUCAUAAAUUUAUGUAACAUUG
This is a messenger RNA of Procambarus clarkii (red swamp crayfish), 6412 nucleotides long. The record is from RefSeq and is a predicted model, not a curated record. NCBI's taxonomy places the organism in Eukaryota, Metazoa, Arthropoda, Malacostraca, Decapoda, Cambaridae.